AUGCUGAAUACAAAGAAGAACACUACUAAUAAUACUCCUACUGCAGCAGCAGCGGCGGAGGAGGAGGCCGGUAUGACGGUGCGUCAACGCCUGCGGUUGAAGCGCGAAUUAGAGGAGAAACGGAAGUUUGGUCUUGCACCGCUCGCUGUGGAUGAAGUUUCAGGCAAUGAGAUUAGCCCAAAUGUACCGCAGCUUAUUUCACAGGCUCCGUGGUACUACGGCACCACCGGCCCCACUCUUGACCACCAGCGCCUAAAGUGCGUCGACACGAUGGACAGGCUUCAGGAUCAACAUGACACGGUCGUGGUGCUUGGAAAAGCAAAGACGUACUCAGCUGGGGCCUGCGGUAACUGUGGCUCCAGCACGCACAAGACAAGUGAGUGCUACAAACCCCGCAAGAAGGUAGGCGCAAUGUACAGUGGCAAGGUGACAUCUGUCGACAUGCAUGUGGAACGGACCGAAAAAAGUUAUGCGCAAAAGCGUGACCGGUAUGCUGUGGGUGCUAGCGGCGUGGACUUAUUGCAGCAGUCAUCACAGGAAGGAGAGGAAGAAACGCAAGCAACCGGGAAUCUGCAUGCCAACGGCGAGAUGAUAGUAAAAAAGCAUCCGCGACUACAAGACGUGUUUGCCACGCAGACUGCCGUGACAGGCGAAGGGGCGGAGAUCAAAGAAUUGCCGAAGCACUUGCACAACCUUGACGACGACAGCGCAAUGUUCGACCCAAAGACGGGAUCCAUGCGUGGAAACCCGAACGCGGCGGAUCCAACCCGGACGUUCCAAGGGGACCUGCAGCGCUACCGCACCGGAGACUACUACACAUAUCUUGACAUGCAGCUACGAUUUCUGAACGGCGAGUCAAAGUCGAUUGUUGACUUUAGACUGGAUGAACAGCUGCAGAAACAGAAACGACAAGAGCGGCAGCAGCAGAAGGAUGAAGGCAAUAGUAAUAAUAAUAACAAUAAUAACAGUAGUAGUAAUGAAAACCGCAGCGUUGACACAGAGGAGGAAAUGACGCGGGAUCGGUUACUGCGAUCACUUUACGGAGAGUCCUCAUGUGCCUCCGCAGAGAAUUCUCUGCGCAUGAGGGAGGCAAUUGCCGGCUUUGCUGCUGCUUCCGCUGCAUCGUUGUCAUCAUCACCGCAGGCGGCAUCAUCAUCGUCAUUGGCUUUGUCUUCCAUGACAACACCGAUAAAUCUUCCUCAGGUUCGUAUUGGCUCGGCUACGCGAAACGGUCACGCAUGCGUGUACGGCAGUUAUUUUGAUCGAGAAGGGUUCCGAUGGGGGUACAAAUGCUGCAAGCGCCUUGGGAAGGAUGCAGCGGCGUGCCAAUCCACACCUGCGGAACCAUCCGUGGCUGCGAAGGCGGAAGGAGAGGCAUUGGGCCAAGCAUCAUGA
Trypanosoma cruzi is the source of this 1395-nucleotide messenger RNA. RefSeq lists its product as uncharacterized. The record is from RefSeq and is a predicted model, not a curated record. Lineage: Eukaryota; Euglenozoa; Kinetoplastea; Trypanosomatida; Trypanosomatidae. Bases 1 to 1395 code for a protein of 464 amino acids. Gene Ontology annotation, cellular component: spliceosomal complex. Gene Ontology annotation, biological process: mRNA splicing, via spliceosome. The transcript has a single exon. Gene Ontology annotation, molecular function: pre-mRNA 3'-splice site binding.